UGAAAAACAGCAGCAGCAGAACGAGGAGCCUCAACCUUCCCCAGUGCGGUACACUCCAGGGUGGGCAGCAUGUGGUGCUUUCUGUUGUGUUGUGUGUUAUGGUUCCCGGGUCUGCUUUGCACCCUUCCAGCAGCGACUCACCAGCCCCUACAUGAGUACUCCGAUGGGGACGUCAUCAUCGGAGGGCUUUUCCCGAUUCACUUACAACCCAAUCGCACCCUCCCGUCAUCGAGGCACGUCUCGUGCAACGAGUAUCAAUUUCAAGUAUUCCUAGCUGCUCAAAUGAUGAUAUUUGCGAUCAAGAGGGUAAACCAGCGCAGAGCUCUGCCUAAUGUGACACUUGGCUACGACGUGUACGAUACCUGCGGGGAUGUGUCCCUGGCCAUGCGGAUGGCCCUCAACAUGUCCAUCGACCAACUGGACCCCCAGUGCGGGUUGUUACCUGGAAGGAAGCCCAGUUCAGCGCCCAACCCUCGAGUCAAAGCAGUGAUCGGCGAGGCUUUUUCCGAAGUGUCCAUCGCUGUUGCACGAAUAUUAACCCUGUCAUCGAUCGCCCAGAUUAGUUAUGCAUCAACUAGUGAACUGCUCAGCAAGAAGGCCAAGUUCCCCACUUUUCUGAGGACAGUGAACAGCGAUGUGCUGCAGACCAAAGCCAUGGCAGAGCUUGUGAAGACGUUCAACUGGGAAACGGUCGGAAUCGUGGGCAGCGACGACGAGUAUGGCAAAUACGGCAGCGACGGCCUGGUGGAUCAUUUCAAUGCCAUGGAUGUGUGCGUUGACUUUAAGUUCAUCCUGCCUGCCCACUUAGACCUCAGCGAUAGCAGUGCCCAAAAGCAAUUAACUGAGCUAAUGGACACUAUUGGAAACUCGACCGCCGAGGCUAUCAUUCUUUUCACCCAGGUGUCAAUCGUGAAGCUUGUCCUGGAAGCCGCCAUUCAGAUGAACCUGAACAGAACUUGGAUCGCUAGUGAUGCAUGGUCCAACUCCUCUGACAUCAAAGAGCUCCCAGGCAUCGAGGCAAUCGGGCCCUUCUUUGGAAUCGCCUUUAAAAGACACAUUGUUGAAGGCUUUGCCGACUACGUAUCUUCAAUGGUCGAAGAAAAAUCCUCAAACCCCCUAUGGGAGUAUCAUAAAUUGAACCAUCCGCCCUGUCAAAGUGCCCCUCAAGAGAAGCUGAAUUGUUCACUAACGGCGAGCCAAUGUAUGGAAACGAGAUGUCUGGUGCAUUACAUUUUCUGGGAUUUGUCCCUCAAUAUCUACUUGGCAGUCGAAGUAAUAGUCAAUGCUCUGAGUAGUCUAAUGAAGUGUGACAGAGAAAAAUGUCAACGAAAUACCAGCUUUACGGCAUACGAGCUAUUGAAUGAAAUCAAGAAUGUCGACCUCACCCUGAGUGACACACACAUAGUGUUUGAUGAUAAUGGAGAUCCCAUGCUUGGAUAUGACAUCGUCGCAUGGAACUCGCCCAGUUCGGAACUAUUGGAGAGUAUCUGCCAGGAAGAAAGAUCACUCUCCCCCCGAAUCUUGUUGCAAAGAUGGCUAAUGCAACGGUCACUGCUUUCAAUUGCAGUAAGACCUGUCCAGCGGGACAGGAGCUGAUGAAAAAUGGAUGCUGCAAGCACUGUAUUGUGUGUAGUGAGGGACAUUUUUCUCCUGAAAUUGGUACGCAGAAAUGUAGAGUGUGUGAAGAAGGUAAGUAUUCACCCUUGAAACGUGACAGGUGUUUGGAUAAAAAACCUAAAUUCCUU
Molecule: messenger RNA, 1745 nt
Organism: Gadus chalcogrammus (walleye pollock)
Lineage: Eukaryota; Metazoa; Chordata; Actinopteri; Gadiformes; Gadidae
Product: G-protein coupled receptor family C group 6 member A-like
Exons: 6
Coding region: 70-1596 (508 amino acids)
Biological process (GO): G protein-coupled receptor signaling pathway
Cellular component (GO): membrane
Molecular function (GO): G protein-coupled receptor activity
Source: RefSeq, a predicted model, not a curated record